GUAAUAUCUGGCAAUAAAAAUAAUUAUGGAAUCCAAUUUAACAGGAAUCCCCGGAGAAAUCAGGAAGAUAAUGCUGCAAGGAGUUUACAAUGAUACUUUUGAAGUCGUUUACAAUGGCGGUCCUGAGUGAGCCAAGGAGUCUACACUGGAGUUUAAGUUCAAACUCACUCUUAGACUCAUUCCUUUGUACAUUUUAGGAGCGUAUUUUCUAUACAGAUUCAUAAAAGGGUCGAGUCAGAGGAAGCCAUUGUUUGUAAAUCCUUCGAUAGUGGAAAGAUUAACAGGGAUUAUUUGUUUCUUCUGCGUCAUGAUUCAGAUUUAUACCAAGGCAAGAACAAACACAAUGAUUUUCCUGUUAAAUCCAUGCCAUGUAUUUACUCUCUGUUGGGGUAUAGUUCUAAACAUGAAGCAUAGCUUGAAAGCAGAGCUACUCUUUUUAUUCUGAAUUGGAAAUGUUUCCGCUCCAGCCAUUGGAAUGGUUUUUGCUGAAAAUGAUGAGCUUGAAACCCAACUUGAAAUUAUCAGUUACUGGGUUCAACACUGAGUUGCUGCCUUUGUAGCACCAUGGGUCUGCCUGAUGAGCGGAAGAUUCGCUCAUAGUGUUUAUACAAACCCAUUAUAUAUUCUAGUCGGAUACCAGUUUUUCACAGUAUACAUGAGAUUCUUCCUGACUCCUUUAUCAGCAAUGACGUGGGCUAAUCUCAACCACACAUUAUGUGGAAUCGACAAUGAUCCAUGGAGAGUGUAUUUCAACCUAGGAAAGUAUUUCUACUUCUGGGCUGAGUUCUAUCUUCUCUUAGGAGCUAUCACCACUUGUGUGCCAGUCUACUGGAUCGCCAGAAUUCUUAGACCAAGUGUCUUCAGAAAAACAGCUGAACUUGCUGAACAAAAGGUUAAAAAUGAUUAGCUAAUUUUCAAGACACUGCAAAUCUGA
Molecule: messenger RNA, 934 nt
Organism: Moneuplotes crassus
Lineage: Eukaryota; Ciliophora; Spirotrichea; Euplotida; Euplotidae
Source: the annotation of a GenBank genome assembly